AUCGGACCGGCCGCCGGUUGGAGGCCCGUUGGCUAGUGCGACACUUCGUGCGCCCUCCCAUAACAGUUAACUAACAGAAGGCAUUCUCUCGACUACCUCAUCAAGCUACUUGUUCAACCAACAGUUAUUCGCAUUCCAUCCAGCUGCUGCCCCCUAUUAUCAACAUCGCAAAAGCUGCCCGCUGAAAGCUCGAGGCUUCACCACGCCGUCCUUAUGGAUGCGAGGGUUGAGUUUGUUGAAGCGUAAGCUUACCACGCUCACCAUCGCAUCGCUUGCCGGCUCGACUUCCUACCGCCAUUCACAAGUGAGAACGAAACCACUUGCAACACCCGCGACGUAUCAAGAUCAAGCUCUGCCAAGGAAAUUUCGCCACACUUUGCUUGCGUCAAAACUCAAAAGGCGCCACGAUGGUCACAUGAUCUAAGCGCCGGUCCCGUGGAUCCCAUGGGCAAAAGGAUUGCCGGGCCCCUUUGCAAGAAUUGCCUUUCUAUCAUCUUUUGCGAUGCAGUCAGGGGUUCGUUCUUCUCACUCAUGGCGUCGUCUUCCGUCACAUAGCCACCCAACAUGGACGCGCAGACUCAUCAGCAUCCGACAUCUGCAGCCCGAAAGUAUCGCCGGCGCACCGUCGCCGUCAGCCUCGUUUUAGCGCUGGUGUUACUUUGGUGCCAACUGCGCGGCUAUCCCAGUCCAUUUACCGCCCCUGCCAGCUGCCAGCAUCAUGCAGCAAACCCCGGAUGCCAAUGGAAUCACAAGCGAGAUGCCAACACUCUUGUGCUCGGCGCUGAGCGAUGUCAGUCGGCUUUUCCAGGCCUCUUCGCGGAGAUUGAUCGCGCGAAACAAGAGCGGGCGCAGCGCCCUAUAAGCCUCGCAGAAAUCGAUUCCGUCGUGCCCAAAAACGGAUACAUCCGUGCGAUGAUUUAUGACCAACAACUCUAUGUUAUCGCUGUAAAUGGAACUAUAUACUCCCGGGAAAUUGCGACGCUGCACGCUCUACACCGAGCAAUCGUCUCCUCUCCCGACCCGCUCCCAAAUAUAGAAUUCGUUUUCAACACCGACGAUAAAGUUGAUCCAGUUGCGCAGUGGGGUUACGCCCGGCGCGAACAAGAUACAAACCUUUGGCUUAUGCCUGAUUUCGGAUACUGGUCCUGGCCCGAGACAAAAGUUGGAACAAUGCAAGAAGUUCAAAUGGGGGCCGAGCGGGAAGAACACACCUGGGCCUGGCCGAAGAAAAUCCCGCAGCUAUUCUGGAGAGGAGCCACCAUGGACCUGGAGGUCCGUGAGAGGCUUAUUCAAGUCACCAGGGACCAGCCAUGGGCGGACGUCAAGCCAAUAACAUGGCGUGAUAACGACAGUAUGCAGAACGAUUUGAGAUCAAUGCCUGAACACUGCCGGUUUAAGUAUCUUGCUCAGACCGAAGGAAACAGCUACUCCGGGCGCUUAAAGUAUCUCCAGAGCUGCAACUCGGUCGUCAUUUCUCACAGUCUCGAGUGGAUCCAGCACCAGUCUCCUCUCAUGAAGAGCUCGGGCCCAGACCAGAACUAUGUAGAGGUGCGGAGGGACUGGUCAGACCUACCUGAGAAGAUCGAGUGGCUUGAAGGGCACGAGCAGGACGCAAAGCGGAUUGCACGAAAUAAUAUCAAGACAUUCCGAGAACAGUAUCUUACACCCGCUGCGGAAGUUUGCUACUGGAGGCAGCUUAUACGCUCUUGGGCAGAGGUGAGCUUUGAACCGGAAUUUUUCAAGGAAGCUGAUGGUAAAAAGGCCUGGCGAGGAGUGCCCGUUGAAUCUUUCCUAUUAAUGCAACGACUGGAAUGGGAUCCUUAUUGACUGGAUGUGCUAUGAGUGUAUUAUAGAACCGCUUAGACCUUACUUUUUUUUUCUUGUUUCCCUCUGAUGGAUUGGACAUGGACAUUGGUAUAUAUGGCAUUGGGAUAUAUCAGUUAAUUUAUAACGCUAUUUAAUAUAUGGUGGUAGAUAUGACUCAACUUGGAUAGAUUGUGAAUCUUAAGGGAAGAAAAUGUCACUGCAACGAACAAUUAGCCAAAGGUAAUGGCAAAUACGUUUAAAGGCGUUACCAGCCCCAAUGUUUCUUACAGUUAAGACGAUGUCCCUGGGAAGCUUGCAGAUUCGGUGGAAGCUGGAUACAUGCUAUUUCGGAUGAAGUAUUCUUCACCUUUGCGCGUAAAGAUGGGCAACCUCUGGAGCGGCUACGUUGAAGAUGUUCAAAGUAGCUCUGGUUUCCAUCAGGCCAAUAAUGCGGCGAAUGGACAGGAACCAUUAUCUGGAGGUUCGGCGAUUGGGGGGUGGCUAGGAUAGGACUGGGGAACGAAGUAUCUCAGCCCCUGUUCGCCGUAGGGCCUAUAGCAACACCCUCUAUGGAGCAGCUCUUGCUGUUGAUCUGGGCUUGGCUGCAGGAGCCUCAGCUCG
Molecule: messenger RNA, 2427 nt
Organism: Trichophyton rubrum CBS 118892
Lineage: Eukaryota; Fungi; Ascomycota; Eurotiomycetes; Onygenales; Arthrodermataceae
Exons: 2
Coding region: 565-1827 (420 amino acids)
Source: RefSeq, a predicted model, not a curated record